Symbiodinium necroappetens is the source of this 1650-nucleotide messenger RNA. The record is from the annotation of a GenBank genome assembly. NCBI's taxonomy places the organism in Eukaryota, Dinophyceae, Suessiales, Symbiodiniaceae.
AUGGAAUCUAGCUGUGCGCAUCGUCUUCCAUUUGCUGGCGUCCGCGAGGAGACACCUCUCGAAACAUUCUUGGGCUGGACUGUGCAUUACAAUGAGGUCUACAGGGCUGCAACACGCGCACAGGAUCUCGAGUCCAUCGACGAGGACUCAAUCAUUGUAGCCGGCGCAGCGCAUGAUGCCGAUGGGACGACAGGCUUGGUGUUGGACACGUGCGCCUGUGGAAGAAGCAAAGCCGUGCUGCGGAACUGCCAGCGCUGGCAGCAGACUGAGCACAACGGCUUGAUUUGGUACUUGGAGCGUGGACGUGCUUUCGGUUUUGCUGACGAAGCGAUUCAGCGGCGCGGCGGGGCCGACGUUGCGGAGGGGCCAAGGAGGCUCUCCUGGCAUUUGGAUGGGCAAGGAGGCUACCGGGCUGGAUGGAUCGAGCACCUGAAUCAUGACACUUCCUGGCGAAAGUUGGUCUUGAAGAGAGAACGACCAGGUCUCAUCGCCUGCGGGCUGCAUGGUUUGUGGCAGUUGCCGGCGGAGGAGAUGGCAGCUUAUGGGAGCUGUGUGAGACUUCAGGGUGACGGCAUAGCAUCACAGCUUGUUCACAGCUCCCUUCUGCGGUGUCGCAGCCCUGCUCUCUUUCGUUUCGUCACAGAGCAGGGGGCUGUGCACCUCCCCGGCAUCACGAGCACUGGCUUGGAGGAUUUCGUGGCCUUCUUGUACACGGCACAACUGCCCUGGGACCGUCCGGGCCCCGAUGCAGAGGACUCCUUGGAGCAGCGGGUCUCCGAGCUCCGGCAUGUGGCAUCGGUGGCAGAGAUGGGUGCACUGGAGCGAGGCUGCCAUGGAUGGCUGGUCACUCUUGGCCACAUAUCGAGCAAGCCUCCGCCAGAAAAGUCUGCAGAAGCCUUGGAGACAGCAUCUUGGUCCAGCCACAAGGUUGCAGCGGGAGCUGUUGUGGGGCAGGGUCCUCCUGGCGCAGUGUUGGAAGAUGAUGUGGCAACCCUGGUGGAGGAACUGAGCGGUCCCGGUGGUCCCAAAGAAGACAUGGUCACUCUUGUACUUGGUCGCCGGGACGAUGCCUCCAGCGACUCGACUGCCGCUCCGCGUUUGGAAGCCCAUCGCCUCGUCCUCGGAGCCUGCAGCGGCUUCUUCGCCGCAGCGCUCUCGUCAGCUUUUCUGGAGCGCGACGGCAUCGUUCACCUCGGCUUCGUCGAGGAGCAGGGCUUAAGGGGUGAUGGGGCCAAUCUGGAGACUGCGAGGAGCGCCUUUCGCCGACUCAUACAUUUCCUCUACACGGGGAAGCUUGAUGUCGAUGCGGCCUGUGCAGUUGACCUUCUCGCCCUCCUUCAAGGCAACUUCUUGCAGCUGGACGAAAGACACGUUGCCAGAGCUUGCGCCGCCUGUGAAGUCACAGCAUUGGCCGGGACGCUGCAGGAGUUGCCGGAAGUGACGCGGCGCGCUGAAGAGCUCGGCUUCGAUGAUCUAACGGCGGCGGCAUUGUCGCGGCUGGCGGAGCUGCUGUGCGAGAAGCAUGCUUGCCAAGCUUUUGCCGUCAAGGGAGCAACGGCGAAGCUCUCGCACAGCCUUCUGGUUGAUUUGGUGGCGCUUCUUGUGGAGAAAAGCCCCAUAUGCCAAGUUGCGAGAGUCGAAACGCUAUAA